Vespa crabro (European hornet) is the source of this 10481-nucleotide messenger RNA. It is a transcript of the gene Ptp10D, whose product is annotated as tyrosine-protein phosphatase 10D. The transcript has 21 exons. Gene Ontology annotation, biological process: protein dephosphorylation. Lineage: Eukaryota; Metazoa; Arthropoda; Insecta; Hymenoptera; Vespidae. Gene Ontology annotation, molecular function: protein tyrosine phosphatase activity; protein binding. The coding region runs from base 2005 to 6696 and encodes 1563 amino acids. The record is from RefSeq and is a predicted model, not a curated record.
AUUAAAUUGAAGAAUUUAUUAUAAUUUUAUAAUGAAUCUCGAAUGUAUCAUAUAACGGAUUAAUUAGAAAAGGAAAUGAAUUUUUUCUUUCAGAACUUGUAGAUAUUAAUACAAACAUUUGUCAUUUAGGUACCGUCAAGUUUAGUUCGGAGUAGAUGGCGUCGAGACGAUGCAAAAUCUACGCCUAUGAGGUGCCAAGAAUGAUAGUGGGGAGAAGUAUAGAGAGAAAAGAGGGGACAGUAAUGGCGAGGAUCAGCAAUGGUGGGGAGUUAGAGUGGUAUCCGGCUGGGGCUAGCCCCAGGUCUGUUGGUGGAGGAUGAGGAGAGAUGGGGAGACGGUGAAACGAGUGGAAUGGAAAGGCAGUCAGCGGGGUCGUCGAGUCGAAGAGACGAGUGAACAGACGAGGGAGCGAACAUCGCGGCAAAGCCAAGAGCGCUGUUUGCCCGGCGCUUUCCUCGGUCGAGGCACGGCACGCUCGUCUUCGUCGUCGUCAUCAUUGUUAUCGUCACGUGUCAUUAAAAAAAGUGUCAUUUUUCGUUUCUUUCGUAAUAGAAAAGAACGUUUGCGAACUGAAGUGUCCUUUCUCAAGUAUUUAGGAAUUCUAUUAAAAAAUGAAAGGAUAGACGAAGUAUAUUCCUGUGUCUUUCUUUCUUUUUUGAAAUUUCAUUUUUUUUUUUUUUUUUUUUUUUUUUUUUUUUAAUCACCGUUCUACUAUCUUCCAAGUUUUUUCUUCUACUCUCAUUCCAAUCUCUUUCGCGUCCUUGUCCAAUUCAGGUAUUCUGAUAAUUUGUCUUCCUCCCAGUCACCUGCUCAUUCCAAUUUUCUACCAUCAGCACCACCUACGCGAGCCGUGCCCUCUUUAAUCGUGACAGUUCGAGCGAGGGACGGAUCAAGUCAUGUUUAUCGAAAGUUUUAAUUGAUCCUAAAGUGAUCUAGCAAGAGAUCAUCAUUAAAUCAUUAAAAGAAAGAAGUAUUGUAUUUGGAGCACAAGAUGACAAUACUUUGUGUCAAGAAGAACAAAGCUUGUUAUCAAAGAGUAUCGAAAGUAAGUAGGAGCGGAGAUUUAAAGUGAAAGUCCAUGAAUUUGUAAAGUAUACUUGGACACUGGACAACGGUAUCAGGAUGAUGGAGUUUGAGAUGUCGUGAGAAGAAAGACUGACUGGGGUCUUCUUCGAAAGAAUCUUUUGAAAGAAAGAAUCUUUCGGGAAAGCAGGAAAGAAGAAAAGGAAAGACAAAAGAAAAGAAUUUGUCGUCUAUUCGGUCGAUAAAGCUCGUCGAGCCGGUCGGAGUCUAGACGGAUAUGGCUACUGUUGUUCCUUCCACCGGUGCUGUUGCUGCUGGUGCUGUUCCUCGGCUUUUCCAUCACCAUCGUCAUCGCAGCACACGUCGCCACCACUACCAGGUACUACGUCGUCAGCCGUGUAGUAGCGAGUCAGGCGAACAGGUGCUGCUACUGCUGCUGCUGCUGCUGCUCCUACCCUCUUCCUCCUCCUCCACCUCCUCCUCCUCUAUCUCCUCCACCUCCUCUUCUACCUUCUGCGUCGUCGUUCAGGAUAGGAUUCGGCGAGACCUCUCGUGAUAGCGGACACACGAGUCUCGAGCUACGGAACGAUUUCUCUGUUGCUUGUUCUUCUCUUCGUCAAACGUAGUUGUCGAUCGAUUUGUCAGGCCACGCACAUUCCGCGCGCAUUCCCGCUAUUCUUAGUGGCGUAGGUGUCCAUUUCUCUUUCUCUUUCUUUCUCUUUCCCUUUCUCUUUUUUUACUCCCUUAUCCUCUUUGUCAUUCUCCUCGUUUUCAUCUUCUUGGUGUAUAUAUUAUAUAGUGUAGUGCGUGUGCAAGUGCGCCACGAGAAAGAGAUUGAGGAGGGUGAAGAAGUUGAAAACGAAGAAGUAGAAGAAGAAGGGGAAAAGAAUUAAAGGGAGAAAAAAGAAGAAGAAAAAAGAUAACAUACACAGGAGAAGGACCGUCGACGUCACUGCGCGCGUCUGGCCUUCUCGCCGGAGGAUGACGAGCAUGCGAAGGGUCGACUGUCCGCGACCGAUUUCACGGAUCUGUGGGACUCUUCUUUUGUUACUGAUACUACUCACCGAGGUCUCCUAUUCGGCCGAUCUAGCGAUCGAAAUUCCAGGUAAUUUGAGUCAAGGCGGUUCUUGGUACCGACUGGAUUACAGUCCUGCUGUUGGUUAUCCACAGCCAAACACUACUAUAGCCGCAAUAGACAUCGGUGAUGUUAUCAAGUUCAGGGAUGGUCUUCCGGGUACAAAAUAUGAGUUUUGGCUAUACUACAGUAACGGCACUCUUCACGAUUGGCUCACGUGGGCUGCUUCGAUCACGACAGCACCGGAUCCACCCUCCAAUUUGACCGUAUCUGUUCGCAAUGGGAAAACCGCGAUCGUAUAUUGGUCGCCGCCAGCCCAGGGCAAUUAUUCUGGUUUCCGCCUGAGGGUACAAAGCUUCAGCGACACCGGAAAUCCAAGGACGAGUGUGAUACCCGCCGAUGCCGUGCCCUAUACACUUCGUGAUCUGACGCCCGGGGCGACAUACUCCCUUCAACUCUUCACGGUGCUGGACACCAAAGAGAGUGUGGCCUACACAAGCAGGAACUUUACAACCAAACCAAAUACGCCAGGGAAGUUCAUCGUGUGGUUUAGAAAUGAGACUACGUUAUUGGUACUCUGGCAGCCACCUUAUCCUGCUGGGAUUUAUACCCACUACAAAGUUAGCAUUGAUCCCAAGGAUGCGAUCGAAUCGGUCCUUUAUGUGGAGAAAGAAGGUGAACCACCUGGACCAGCUCAGGCUGCGUUCAAAGGACUCGUUCCUGGUCGAGCUUACAACAUUUCGGUACAAACAGUUUCUGAAGAUGAGACCUCGACUCCAACGACUGCUCAAUAUCGUACCGUACCAUUGCGACCUUUGAACGUAACUUUUGACAAAUCUUCUAUAACAUCUACUUCAUUUAGAGUGUUCUGGAAACCACCGAAUGGAACAUCCGAGUUCGACAAAUAUCAGAUAUCUCUCGGCGGUAAUCGAAGACUCGCACCUGUUACUAAAAACCGGGAUGAUGAAAGUAGAUUGGAAUUUAAGGACUUGGAACCUGGAAAAACAUAUCAGGUUGUUGUAAAAACGGUCUCUGGCAAGGUCACCAGUUGGCCAGCUAGUGGUGACGUUACUCUCAAACCAUUACCGGUCCGAGAUCUUCGAGCAGACAUCGAUGAGAGAACAGGUAUGGUUGAAGUAUCAUGGAAUCCGGAAAAUAGUAGUACGCAAGAUAGUUAUAAGCUUCAGUAUCAUGAAGUGGAAACGACUAUCGGUGGUGAUAGCAACACUUUAACAACUGAUAAAAACAGAGUCACAUUGGAAGCUCUGCUGCCAGGUCGAAAUUAUUCCAUAAUCAUCCAAGCGAUCAGCAGUAAAGUUGAAUCAAAUGAGACAGUACUUUAUCAAGUAACACGUCCGUCUAGUCCGAUAAUCGAAGAUUUGAAAUCGAUCGAGAAAGGUUUGAAUAUAUCCUGGAAGAGUGAUGUAAACUCCAGGCAAGAAAAGUUCGAGGUGACGCACAACAGAAACGAUACAGGCGAAAGUGCGACCACCUUGACCACAGAGUCGCACAUUGUUUUAGAAGAUCUUUAUCCUGGUGCGGGAUAUGAGGUCAAGGUUUUCGCUAUUAGUCAUGGCCUUAGGAGCGAGCCGCAUGCACACUUUCAAGCAGUCCUGCCUCAUCCACCAAAGAAUUUGAGCAUUGAAAAAGUUACCAGUAACACAGUACUUGUCCAUUGGGAAGCACCAACGGAUUCAAUAUUUUCUGAAUAUUCUAUUAGAUAUCGUACGGAAGACGAACCAAGAUGGGUAAAGCUUCCAAGUGUUCGAGAAAUUGGCGAAGCGGAAGUCGCCGAUAUGACACCAGGAGAGAGAUACACGAUACAAGUAAAUACUGUAAGCUAUGGAGUAGAAAGUUUACAUCCCUUACAAGUAAAUCAUACAAUUCGACCAAAUCCAGUAUUAAACAUUCAUCCAAUCGUGGAUUCAACGAAUGUGACAUUAGAGUGGCCAAGACCCGAAGGUAGGAUUGAAACCUACGUGAUAAGAUGGUGGCCUGUCGAGAAUCCGCAAGAUAUAAGAGCAAAAAAUGUCACUGAAAGCCCCGAAAUUUCUGCUCUUAUCUUCGACGAGAACACCGUUCAUACGGAAAGAGUACUCGUUGGCGAUCUGAUGCCAGGGAUGCAGUAUUCCUUCAUCGUCUAUACCAUAUCUUAUGAUCUAGUCAGUGAAAUCACCAAUUUAACGACAAGAACAAUGCCGCUGAUCCAGUCCGAAGUCGUGGUGGUGGUAGAUCGCGAUCAACCGGGCUCUUUAACGCUAAGGUACACCCCAACACCGAUUCAAUCAUCGAAAUUCGAUCUUUAUCGCUUUCGGAUCAACGACGAGAACAAUACGACUAAGGAGCGUCGUGUAGAUGAUACUGAUACGAAGGUCACCUUUACUGGCCUUACACCCGGUAGGCUUUACCAAGUGACUGUGUGGACUGUCAGUGACAACGUGGAAAGUCGACCAUUGAUUAGACAGGAUAGACUCUAUCCUGAACCGAUCACUACGAUAAAUGCGACCGACGUUAACGAUACCAGGAUUACGUUGACUUGGGACGUGCCACGAGGAGAAUAUGACACUUUCGAAGUGCAGUAUAUAAACACCGAAGGCAACUACAUCCAAAAUUUAACAUCUGUUAACACGAUAACCAUAUCCGACUUGAAGCCAUAUAGAAAUUACACGUUCACGUUGGUCGUUCGCUCAGGAACUGAAUCAUCCUAUUUGAGGGUGUCGAAUCCGCUUAGUGCCAGUUUCACCACGAGCGAAUCUUAUCCUGGUAGAGUGGACAAGUUUUAUCCAACGGAUAUACAACCUAGUGAGAUCAGCUUCGAAUGGUACUUGCCGAGUCAGGAGCAUAAUGGUAUCAUCAGAAAGUACAGCAUCACUUAUGGCUUGGAGGGCUCAACGCACACGCAAAUGCAAGACUUCAGGUCAAUUGAAUUUCGUGGUGUCAUAAAAUCCCUCAUACCUGGCAAGACGUACCUCUUUCGCAUUCAAGCCGAGACGAAGGUCGGUUACGGGCCUGAAGUAGUUUGGAAACAAAAGAUGCCAAUAAGGGCACCACCAAAACCGCCCACUCAAGUUGUACCAACCGAGGUCUGUAGGAGCAGUACUACGAUACAAAUACGGUUUAGAAAGAAUUACUUCAGCGAACAAAAUGGUGCUGUAAUUUCGUAUACUAUCAUCGUUGCUGAAGAUGACAGCAAAAAUGCAUCUGGUCUUGAAAUGCCUAGCUGGAGAGACGUUCAGGCUUAUAGCAUUUGGCCUCCUUAUCAGGUCAUGGAGCCUUAUUAUCCUUUUAAAAAUGGAUCGGUAGAAGACUUUACGAUCGGGUCUGAAAAUUGUGACAACAAAAUUGGCUAUUGUAACGGACCCCUAAAAUCUGGUUCAACCUACAGAGUAAAAGUACGAGCUUUUACAGCUCCUGACAUGUUCACGGAUACCAGCUAUAGUUUUCCAAUUCAAACAGGAUUGCUGCUGGCAGAUAAGGAUAACACAGCUAUCAUAGUUGGAGUAACUGUCCCGAUUGUUCUUCUAUUGUCUUUAUUGGGUAUCGGCUUGCUCGUGAGGAGAAGACGAAGCCAAGGAAGAAAGACUACUGAGACCAGAGCCACAGAUAAUUUAUCUUUACCAGAUAGUGUUAUAGAAACGAGUCGUCCCAUUAAAGUAGAAGAUUUUUCUGAACACUAUAGAAAUAUGUCGGCGGAUUCAGAUUUUCGCUUUUCGGAAGAAUUCGAGGAGCUUAAGCACGUUGGGAGGGAUCAACCUUGUACUGCUGCUGACUUACCAUGUAACAGACCAAAAAAUCGUUUUACGAAUAUAUUACCUUACGAUCACAGCAGAUUUAAAUUACAACCGGUAGACGACGAAGAGGGCUCGGAUUAUAUAAACGCUAAUUAUGUUCCUGGUCAUAAUUCACCAAGAGAGUUUAUCGUAACGCAAGGUCCUUUACACUCAACGCGUGAUGAUUUCUGGAGAAUGGUGUGGGAGAGUAAUAGCAGAGCUAUCGUGAUGCUCACGCGAUGUAUCGAAAAGGGUAGGGAGAAGUGCGAUCAUUAUUGGCCCAUGGAUACUUUGCCGGUUUACUAUGGUGAUAUUUGUGUAACGAUAUUAAACGAGGCGCAUUAUCCAGAUUGGAGUAUCACGGAGUUCAUGUUGUGCAGGGGGGACGUGAAAAGGGUGAUACAACAUUUCCAUUUCACAACAUGGCCAGAUUUUGGUGUUCCAAGUCCACCCCAAACAUUAGCAAGAUUUGUUCGAGCUUUCCGAGAACGAGUAAGACCAGAUCAACGACCAAUAGUCGUUCAUUGUAGCGCUGGUGUAGGACGUAGUGGUACAUUUAUCACGUUAGAUAGGAUACUUCAACAGAUCUUGGUAUCGAAAUACGUUGAUAUUUUUGGAAUUGUUUGGGCUAUGAGAAAGGAGAGAGUUUGGAUGGUACAGACUGAGCAACAAUACAUCUGCAUACACCAGUGUCUUCUUGCUGUCUUAGAAGGACAAGACACUACAGGACCACCUCGUGAGAUUCAUGACAAUCAAGGGUUCGAAGGAAAGAAUCGAAGCUCGGUCGAAAACGCUAAGAGUCCUGCCGAGGAUGAAAAGGAGAGGUGACCUUCGAACUCCGAAUCCUGCGUCGAUGAUGACGAAGGAAUAGCCGAGUCGGGAAUGUGAUGAUCCGAUUAUUGGUUAUUAAGGAUAUCGACUUGCGAGCAUGGACGUCCUAUUUCUAAAAUAUGUUAGUAUCUGACGUACGUCUGAUUCUUCAGGGUUUUCUGAAUCUCGCCGAAAGAAAGAUCAGAGAAAAGUCAGAGGGAUUUAGGGAAGAUAUUUAGAAAAGAUAAAAUCAAAUAACAAAUGAAACAGAGAAAGAGAAAGAGAAAGAGAGAUAGUACGAUCAAUUUUAUAAUCCCAUUUGGAAUCUUUCACGUUGUCGGAUGUUUAGCUACUCACCGACGAUAAGUAUAAUCAAUCAGAGGACUUGUUCGACUCAAUAACGUUGUCCAUACUCAGUUUCAUCCGACCGAAAACUUCCAGUUUAAAGGGAGUUUGAUCUCAUCGAUUUACUCUUAUUGCAAACAAUUUUUGCUCUAAUGCUGUUAUUAAGACAGCCUUGUCAAUCUUGAAGACAAGAGGAAAAGAUUGAAUUUGAAGCUGUCAAGUGCAUUCAUCGAAUGACAAAGGAAUACAACGCUGUAUGAUCGUUGUUGCUUGAAAAAAAAGAAGAGAGAGAGAGAGAGAGAGAGAGAGAGAGAGAGAGAGAGAGAGAGAGAGAGAGAGAGAGAGAGAGAGAGAAGUCGUAAUAUAUCGUAUACGCGUAGCUGCCAUUUUCUGUGCAUAGUAAUUAUCGUACGUGCUCGCGUUGAUCCCUUAGAUAGAUACAGAUUUGCAUAUCAUAAUGAAUUACCAAGUGAACAAAUUCAAUUGGGUUGUCACGAUCGAUUCGCUUUCGUUUUAAAUGCACGUAUGAACAUUUAGAAAUUUGAAAUUAUUGACAAAAUAUUUUGUCCAAUUGUUUAAAAAUUAAAUAAGAAUUUUUAUAAUUCGAGCAUUCUUCUUUAAGAUUACAAAUUUAUGAUGAAUUUAAUAACAAAACGUUCGAACGUGGAUUUGUGACGAGUGCGACGUCGAAAUUUGCUAUUUCAUCUAGCCGUUAUCAAAAAUGACAACCAUCCGUCCAAGAGCCGUUCUAGACGUGCCAAUUAAGUGUUAAAGAAUUAAUUAAAUGAAGAAAGAAAUAAAAGAUGUGGACGAAGCGGGAAAAAAUGUGAAGAUACUGUUUUUUGAAUCAUUACUCUCGAGUUAGGCCAAACAAGUGGGAACAAGAAACUCGCAUCUUCGUAGAAGCCAUAUCACUUUUUCAUGGAUAAAUCACUAACCGAUAACGUGUCUUUAUGGUUAUCGAACUAUUUCAGACGAAUAUCUUGUGAAACGUUUAAUAUAUUGCUUUCAGUAUUUAAGUUCGAUUUUUUAAUGCAAUUAAAGAAGGUACGAGAGAGUACUUAAUUUUUCGUAAAACGACAAAAGCGAGAGAGAGAGAGAGAGAGAGAGAGAGAGAGAGAGAGAGAGAGAGAGAGAGAGAGAAAGCAACAUUCGAAACGAUAAACAACGAGGUCCAAUCGAAACAUUUUUUUGCGAUAUUUUUCCGAUUAGAUAGAAAAAAAGAAGUUUUCAAAAGUGAGGAAAUUUUGGAAUAGAAGGGACAUCGCGUAUUUUUGGAAAACUUUUAUUAUCUAAUAGCGAAUUGCUGAAUGAAAAAUUUUCUUACGUUCGAUAUGAAUCAAGAAUGUUCAAAAACCGGAAAAAUCAACGAAGCAUUGUAGGAACGAAAUCUUAGACUCGGUAAAUGCAUUUUGCACAUGUCUAUCAAAAACAAAAAAAAAUGAUAAAGAAAACGAAAAACGAAACGAAACAAAAUAGAUUAAAAAAAAAAAAAAAGGAGAAAAUAUGUAGAGUGAUACUGUUUUCCAUAAUAAAAGCGCUAACUUUUGUGUACGCGUAUGUAUAUGUAUGUGCAAUCAAUAAUCGUACUUGUUGAUAUUUUUUAAAGAUAAAAAUGAAAAGAAAAGGAGGAAACGAAUCUCGCUAAUUCGUAGUUUCUACCGCAGUGUUCUUAGGUGCAAAUAAUCUAAUCUAAGGUGCCCCUCCCUCUCUACAGUAUUCCUCCUUAUGUUUAAUUUUUCUAUCUUUGGGUAAUCGGGCCAUUGUAAAUAAUUAUAAAUAUAUGAAUAUAUAUGUAUACAAAUAUUUCCUAGGAUGGAUGCAAGGACAAUGCUUUCUUUUUUACUUUUCUAAUAUUGCUAAAUAUCAUUUUCAUUUGUAAGCUUUACGAUUUAAAAGAAACGUCAUGCUUAUCAUCAAUUAAUCUUCUAAAAUUUCUGAAUUUUACCAGAAGAAACGAAACGCUCGAUAUUCUUGGAAAAUUAUUUUCGGUAAAGACUUUUUUCCCCCCAAUGAGAAGUACUUGCGUUCAUUCGUGUGAAACUCAUUCAUAGAUACAGGCAUAUGUUCGUUAGUCUAAUCUCAAAUAAUGAAGUCGUGAGCAUGUAAGAUACAAAAAAUUCGCAAACGCUUUCAUACACUUCUCGUUACUCGAUAAUAGAGUACUUUCUAAUUGCUUCCAACGUUAUUUCUUAUUUGCCAAUGCUCGUAUUAUCGUCGAAAUAUAUUCUUAGAGGUAUCUUCGUACGUAAUUAAGUAAUAUAUUCGAGGGAUAUUUAUGCAAUUCGACGUUUAAAAUUUUACAGAUUUCGGUGACCAUAUCAAAGUACGAACGAGAAAGGAAAAUGUAUUAUAUAUAUAUAAGAUAUAUAUAUAAAAGAAGGAAAGAAACAUUUUUCUUAGAAGUCAGUAACAUUUAUAGCGCUACUGAAAAAAAUAAUACGCGACUUUAGCCGCGAGCAUUACCAUUAAUAAUUUUAUGUUAUUCUGUGAUAAAACACGAUUUGUGGUUCGCGGAGAAAGAACUACACAUAUAUAUAUAUAUAUAUAUAUAUAUAUAUAUAUAUGUAGAUAGAAAUAGAGAGAAAGAGAGAGAGAGAGAGAGAGAGAGAGAGAGGAGAAAAUGAAAGAUAAGGGACAUUGAAUACAAUAAUUUUUUCAUUCAUUUUCCGUGCAGGUAGAAAAUAGUCGAAAAAGAAUAAGAGAAGAAUCAAAUACGAAGGAAAGAUGAAAUUUACAUAGGCGAAAGACAACAAGGUGAUAGAUAAUAAUAAUGAUAAUAAUAAUAGUGAUGAUAAUAAUAUUAAUAUUAAUGAUUCGUGGUAUGUUUUGAAUUUAUUAUGACGUUGUAAAUAUUAAUGAUAAUAAGCUUGAUGUUAAGGAUCUACACACUUAUAUAUACAUAUACAUAUAUAUAUAUAUAUGUAUGUAUAUAUAUUUUAAACACAAGGUAUCCGUAUAAGGAUGAAAUAAAAAUAAAUAUGGAUGCCGAACUGUUUUGUAUAUAAACAUUUUUUUACGAGAUUAUUGCGAUAACAGCACGAUGCGAUUUAAAACGGAGAAUGAACCUGCGAAUAAAAAAGAAAAGAGAAGAAUUCUCAUAUCAUCGAUUUUCUUUGCGCGUAUUUCGUUUGUUUGUUUUUUUUUUUCAUUAACUCUUUCUUCUUAUCGAUUCAUUUUCGCAGUCACUUCUCUAUACCAGCGUAAUUACAAAAAGUUCGUAGGUUUAUUAUUAUGAAUGAGAUAUACAUACGUGUGCUGUGGUAUGGAAAAAUUAUAUGGAAAAAAUUUGCGCAAAUGUAGUGUGUGUAUGUGUAUAUGUGCGUGCGUGAAAGAGAGAUAGAGACAAAUUGUUCCACGUAUUUUGCAUAAUCAAUACGACUAUGCAAAGGAAAAAUAAAAAAAAUGUGGUAUGGUAAAAUGCACGUUCAUCAAAUAAACGAUGCUGAUUCUGAUAA